Molecule: messenger RNA, 2530 nt
Organism: Beta vulgaris subsp. vulgaris (sugar beet)
Lineage: Eukaryota; Viridiplantae; Streptophyta; Magnoliopsida; Caryophyllales; Amaranthaceae
Product: 9-cis-epoxycarotenoid dioxygenase NCED2, chloroplastic
Exons: 1
Coding region: 137-1945 (602 amino acids)
Biological process (GO): carotene catabolic process
Cellular component (GO): chloroplast stroma
Molecular function (GO): carotenoid dioxygenase activity
Source: RefSeq, a predicted model, not a curated record
UCCCUCAAAACUCUUCUCCUCAAUCUCUCUUUCUCUCCACAUUUUUUAUCUUUAAUAACUCAAACAAAAUUGUGUAUAGUAUUCAAUAUAAACACAUAUUCUUUAUCUCAGACCUGGCUUAAGCAACAGAAAAAACAUGAUGAAUCCUGCGUUAACUCCUACUACUUCCAACACAAAUUGGGUUUGUCAGACCCAUCUUGCCUUCCCUUCUAGAGCCAUGAUUUCGACAAAAAAGCACACUAAAAAAUCAACUGAUUACAUUAAUAUUCAGUCUGCGCUUCAAUCUGCUGCUCCUUCAAUCCUCCAUUUCCCACAUCCAAUACAUGAACCUUAUCCAGUACCUCCUACUACUACUACCUCUAAACCUCAAAAUCGACCUCAAUGGAAUAUCUUCCAGAAGGCUGCAGCUGCGGCCUUGGACUUGGCUGAGUCCGCUCUCCUGACGCGAGAACGGACCCACCCGCUCCCCAAAACAUCCGAUCCCCUGGUGCAAAUUGCGGGGAACUUUGCCCCUGUGCCGGAGCAGCCUGUCAAGCGGGCUCUCCCCAUAAAGGGUGAAAUCCCCGCUUGCAUUGACGGGGUUUACGUAAGAAACGGGGCCAACCCUUUGUUUGAACCCACCGCGGGUCACCAUCUCUUUGAUGGGGACGGAAUGGUUCAUGCCGUCACCAUCCAUAAUGGUGUCGCCAGCUACUCGUGCCGGUUCACUGAGACUAGCAGGCUAGCUCAAGAACGGGAACUCGGGCGACCCGUGUUCCCUAAGUCCAUUGGUGAGCUUCAUGGUCAUUCUGGUAUAGCUAGGCUCAUGCUGUUCUUCUCUCGUAGCCUGUUUGGUCUACUUGAUAGUGAACAUGGCAUGGGUGUUGCUAACGCUGGCUUGAUUUACUUCAAUGGGCGCUUACUUGCUAUGUCAGAAGAUGAUAUACCUUACCAACUAAGGGUCACCCCAGCGGGUGACCUUAGAACGGUGGGAAGGUUCGAUUUCGACGGACAAUUGAAAUCGACGAUGAUUGCUCACCCUAAAUUAGAUCCUGAGUCGAAAGAGCUCUUCGCUCUCAGCUACGAUGUUAUCAAAACACCGUACCUGAAAUACUUUAAAUUCACACAAGAUGGCGAGAAGUCUCCUGACCUGGAGAUCCCACUGAAUGAGCCUACAAUGAUGCAUGAUUUCGCAAUCACCAAGAACUUUGUUGUGAUUCCGGACCAACAGGUUGUGUUCAAGAUGAAGGAAAUGAUAACUGGAGGAUCACCAGUUGUGUACGACAAGAACAAAACAUCUCGUUUUGGUGUCAUGCGUAAAGACGCAAAAAACGCAUCAGAAAUUACCUGGGUGAACUCACCUGACACCUUCUGUUUCCACCUUUGGAACGCCUGGGAAGAGCCAGGGACUGAUGAGAUUGUUGUCAUUGGCUCAUGUAUGACACCCCCAGAUUCUAUCUUUAACGAGUGCGAUGAAAAUCUCAAGAGUGUGCUAUCCGAAAUCCGGCUCAAUAUACGGACGGGUCGUUCAACCCGUCGAGCAAUUAUUGAUUUUAACCAGCAUGAUCAUAUAAACCUCGAGGCUGGAAUGGUAAACCGCAAUUUUCUUGGAAGGAAAACCCGGUUCGCUUACUUGGCAAUCGCUGAACCUUGGCCUAAGGUGUCUGGGUUUGCCAAGGUAGAUUUGGUAACAGGGGAGGUAAAAAAGUUUCUGUACGGCGGGGAAAAGUACGGUGGUGAACCUUUCUUUUUACCGCGCGAUCAUAGUAACUUAGACGAGCCAUCAUCCGAGGAUGAUGGCUACGUCAUGGGAUUUGUUCAUGACGAGAAUAAAGGCACUUCAGAAUUAGUGAUAGUAAAUGCUACAAAUUUACAAGAAGAAGCCUCCGUUAAAUUGCCUUCUAGAGUACCUUAUGGUUUCCAUGGUACAUUCGUAAGAUCCGAGGAGUUGAUUCAUCAAGCUUAACAGAUCGGUGAUCGAUUUGUAGCAUGGUAAUUUUUUGGUAGCAGACGUGACCGUGGUAAUAAGUGGAAAGCUACGUCGAUGAUGAUCAAUAUUUACCAUGGUACUAUUUUUACCGUGGUCGAUUACGGUCUAUUCUUACCAGGGUAACAUUUUUUGCCGUGGUCAAUUAUGAUCAAUUUUUAUCAUCAUAAACGGUGAUUGAAAGGUUGUUAAACAAAGGAGAGUAAAAUUACCCAGAGGGAUGGUGGAUGAAAAAGGGGUCCCCGGGACUCUCCUGGAAAUCUACUUCAACCAUGUAACAAGCCAACUUUGCUUUUCUUUGUUUUCGUAGUACAUAUUUGGCUUAAACGAUAUUUUUUUGUUUUUAUUUGGAGGACCAACAUGGACAGUAAUAGGGACAAGUUAGCUAGGGAUUAGUACUUGGUGAUUUUUGUUCUUUUAGUUUAAAGUUUAGUAAUGGAGUGUGAUAUUUUAGAUGUAGAUGAUAAUUGGUGUUGCAGUUUAGCAGCAAAGGUUUCUGCUGCCUUGCUCAUUUUAUUGUAUAGGCAUGCGAGUGGCCGGAUAUAAUAACAUCAGUUUUGAUUA